Molecule: messenger RNA, 2790 nt
Organism: Malania oleifera
Lineage: Eukaryota; Viridiplantae; Streptophyta; Magnoliopsida; Santalales; Ximeniaceae
Product: putative pentatricopeptide repeat-containing protein At3g49142
Exons: 2
Coding region: 121-2223 (700 amino acids)
Biological process (GO): RNA modification
Molecular function (GO): zinc ion binding; protein binding; RNA binding
Source: RefSeq, a predicted model, not a curated record
AAAAACUAAAAAGAGAUGGUUGAUUCCAUUCAUCACCUCAACUCUGGAUGUGUGACCUCGUUAAGACGAUACCUAUCAAAGACAGCGUGCCUUGGCUAGUGGCUUCAGCUAAAAUCAAGCAUGCCAAGCAAACUUAAAUGUCCCGAACACUUUCGUAAAAACACAUCACACAAACACAUAUUCAUGAUAUCCGUAAAUCCUCUUUCCCGCCAUUUUUCAAAUGCCAGACCGCUACAAACUCUAAUUUCAUCAAUCCAUAGCUAUGGCCCAGAGACCAUCCAGCAAAGCACGCCUCUCACGGACGAAUUAUGCGGGCAGAUGUUAGACAAAAACCCAGAUAUCAGAACAUUGAAAAAACUCCAUUCCAAGCUCGUCGUCGACCCAUGUUCGGAAUCAAAGCAAUGGCUUGGCAUCAAACUGAUGAGAGCUUAUACUGCUUGCGGUGAACCCAGAAUGACGCGCCACGUAUUUGAUGAAAUUCCUGACAAGAGUGUUGUGUUCUUCAAUGUCAUGAUUAGAAGCUAUGUGAGUAAUCAUUUGUAUGUUGAAGCUCUUCUCGUUUGCAGAAGUAUGGCUGACCAUGGGAUUUGCUUCGAUAAUUAUACGUUCCCUAGUGUACUGAAAGCCUGUUCUGGGUCUAACAAUUUGUGGGUCGGAUUGCAAAUUCAUGCUGCAGUCGUGAAAGUUGGGCUUGACUCGAAUUUGUUUAAUGGGAACAGCCUGGUCGCCAUGUAUGGGAAAUGCGGUUGUUUGGUAGAGGCUCGCCGAGUUCUAGAUGGAUUGCCUAGCAGAGAUGUGAUUUCUUGGAAUUCAUUGGUUGCUGGGUAUGCGCAGAAUGGGAGGUUUAAUGAUGCAUUAGAGGUCUGUAGGGAGAUGGAGUUAUUAAGGCUUAUACCGGAUGCUGGCACAAUGGCUAGCCUCUUGCCGGCCAUCACAAAUACUUCUGUGGAGAAUGUUUCAUUCGUCCGUGAGAUGUUUUGGAAGUUGGCAAAUAAGAGUUUGGUUUCAUGGAAUGUGAUGAUAGCAGUGUAUGUGAAUAAUUCAAUGCCUGCAGAAGCUGUUGAUCUUUAUUCCCGAAUGGAAGCUCAAGGAAUAGACCCCGAUGCAGUCACUCUUUCGAGUGUUCUUCCUGCCUGUGGGGAUCUUUCAGCUCUGUUAUUAGGUAGAAAGAUUCAUAAAUAUGUUGGCGUGAAGCGGCUUCGGCCAAACCUAUUGUUGGAGAAUGCCUUGGUUGAUAUGUAUGCAAAGUGUGGAUGUUUGUGGGAUGCAAGGGAAGUAUUUGAUCAAAUGCAACUCCGGGAUGUAGCAUCAUGGACUUCAAUUAUCUGUGCUUAUGGUAUGAGUGGGCAAGGCCGUGAUGCUGUAGCUCUAUUUUCGAAAAUGCAAGAAUCGGGUCUGAGUCCAGAUUCUAUUGCUUUUGUUUCAGUUCUCUCUGCUUGUAGCCAUGCGGGUUUAUUGGAUGAGGGGCGAUAUUUCUUUAAGCUAAUGAAUGAGUAUAAGAUUGUUCCAAGAAUUGAACACUUCGCUUGCAUGGUCGAUCUGUUAGGACGUGCUGGGCAAGUAGAUGAGGCCUAUGGAUUCAUCAAAACGAUGCCAAUGGAGCCUAAUGAACGGGUUUGGGGAGCCUUGUUAAGUGCAUGUCGGGUUUACACUAACAUGACUAUUGGGCUGCUUGCUGCUGAUAAUCUUUUCCAGUUGGUUCCUGAGCAGUCAGGUUAUUAUGUUUUGUUAUCCAACAUUUAUGCAAGGGCUGGUAGAUGGGAAGAAGUAACAACUGUCAGAACAAUAAUGAAAAAGAGGGGAAUCAAGAAAAUGCCUGGCAUUAGCAAUGUUGAGCUGGAUGGUCAUGUUCACACUUUUCUUGCUGGUGACCGAUCACAUCCACAGUCUGCAGAGAUCUAUGAUGAGUUGGAUGUAUUAGUAGGAAAGAUGAAAGAGGCAGGUUAUGUCCCAGAGACAGAUUCUGCCCUUCAUGAUGUUGAGGAGGAGGAUAAGGAAUACCAUCUUGCAGUUCACAGUGAGAAGUUGGCUAUUGUUUUUGCCAUCUUAAACACUGGGCCUGGGAUGCCAAUUAGGGUUACCAAGAAUCUUCGUGUUUGUGGGGAUUGUCAUAUCGCUGCCAAGCUCAUCUCCAGGAUUGCUGAGCGUGAAAUUAUAGUCAGGGACACUAACCGUUUCCACCAUUUCCGGAAUGGUGUUUGCUCCUGUGGUGAUUAUUGGUGAGCCAUUUGGAAACACACACUGCUUGCAACAGCUUAUUGUACUUAAACCAGCUCUUUUAGGGCUUUUCGAGUUGCAUUUCCAAUCCUCAGUCUCUUUGCUGCUCGCUGCCCACAGUUUGCCUUGACUAAGGCCUCAGAUCCACCUUCAUAAUGAUUUUACUUCAGUUCGGAUUACAAUGAUUUAAUUGUCAGGAUCUGGAUCUGCGCUGCAUUAAUAUUAUGUGGAGAUGGAGAGAGAAAUAGUCCAUUGAAAAUAUUCAAGCUGUUCUCCUUUGAGACUUCCAUAAUUGCAUUCGGAUAGAGCUCCUAUUGAAACUUUGAAUUUCUACCCAGAACCAGAUCAUCUUGGCAGGUAUUUUUCCAGGUAAUGUUCCUUGGGUAGUGUUUGGGAUGAAUUUCAGGGCUCGGAUUUGGAAGAAAGUUGAUAUAAUUUUGUACUAUUACUCAAAUUGGCACCAAUCCAUAUCGCCAAGUUCCCAAUUCCAUGUUUUCAAAUGUAGAGUUAGUAUUUUUCAUUAUUUAAAUGCAAAAAAACCCAUUAUGGAGCUUAGAUAUCUUUAUGCUAAAU